AUUGUAAUGAAAUAAAAGCCAUUUUUUCAGUUUUCUUUUCCAUUAUUGCGUAUGUAAAUUUCAUAGUUAAUGAAAUUAGUUAGCUGUUUCAACUAGGUAUUGAUGGUUAGUUUCGUAUUCCUAAUAUAUCGUAUGACAUUUUGGAGAUGAAUUUAAAUAUUUAGUUUUUGUUUCAAGAUGCAGUCGGAUUUUUCUGAUAGUGCAACGAAAGGUUCUCUAAGUAUAGCCGAAGUAUUUCAUGGCCAUAUUUCUAUACAAGCUCAGGAAGUACCAUUUGUUCAUUCAUCUAAGUUUGACCCUGUGGCAGAAAUAUUAAAUAUAAUGAUCAAAGUAUGGGAUCUCCCAGUUCCAAAGAUAAUGCUGGUUAUUUUGUCUGAUAAUGCUCCAUUAAAAGACUGGACUAACUUCGAAGAACAAGAAAGUUUUGUUAAAGGUUUAAUUAAGGGUUCAAAUUCAACUUCAAUGUGGAUUUUUACUAGUGGACUCAAUACUGGUAUUUCAAAAGUGAUCGGUGAUGUAUUUCAAGCAGAAUUCAAUGCUCGUCUCUCUGAAGCAUGCUGUGGCCCAUCUGCAAUGAAGUCUAAGGUUUCAAAAUUCCCUUUGAUUGGUAUCUGCCAGGAAAAUUGUCUUACAUAUGCAGAGAAAUUCAAAGUUCUGGAAAAACGUGUUAAAGUUCAGAAUACUGGCAAUAAUCUUGAAGAACAGAAGUUCAAUCUUAACCCUUACCAUUCUCAUUUCCUCAUAAUUCGUGAUAAAAUAAUAGAUAUAGAACACACUACUCGCUUUCUUUUAAAAAUAGAAGAAAUUUUACAAGGAAGUACCUUCUUAGAUGCUCUUUAUGAAGAUGAUCUUCAGCAAACUGUUCCAGCAUCACCUAUACCAACAAUUGCUAUUCUUGUUCAAGGAGAUAUAAAUUCUAUUCAUUUUAUAUUAGCCCAUUUAAAACGCAAGCUUCCAGUUCUUAUUAUGAGAGGUAGUGGGGGUCUAGCAGAAAUUCUUGCAUAUGCCUACUAUGAAGUACAUAGAAGUUUUCAGAAAAUAAAGGAUAUAGAAUAUGUGGAAAAUAUUCUAAAAAAAAGCUUAAGUGAUAAAAUUACAUCUGUUUUUCCUGCUUUGAAGGAUAACAAAGUGGCUCAUAGUUCAUUUUUCUCUAGAAUACUGGAGUGCAUUAAAUUUUCAGAACCACCUGACUUAAAAUAUAUUACUGUAUUUAAUAUGCUGGACCUGACAAGCAACCUUGAAGAUCUUCCUGUCUAUCUUAUGGAAACUAUAUUUAAUUCACAAAAAGAAGGUGAUUCUUAUGCUGAAUUAAGAAGAGACUUGCAGCUUACCAUUGAUUGGAAUUAUCCCAAACUAGCUUUAGCAAAAGUUUUUUAUAAAGAUGUUCGUUUUAAGGUUGAAAAUGAUGUAUUCGAACAAGUAUUAUUCAAGAAAGGCAGGGAAGAAUUUGUCUCAUUAUUCCUUGAUAAUGGAUUUGAACUUUAUAAGUAUCUAAAUGCUGCACGAGUUGUCACUCUUUUUGAACAUGCACUAAGAGAAGAAUUUUUCCAUCAGGUUUGCUGGGAAGGAAUUUUAGGUUAUGGAAAAAUGAUGCGGCUUGAUGAAUAUUUUAUUGACUCAGAUUUAAAUUGGAUUGUUGAGAGUUUAGUUGGAAUUCCUAUAUACAUCAGUUCUCAAGAACUGAAUGAAUGCUCAAUGGAUAUUUUUAAACUGGGCUGUUCAAAACGUAUUUCUUGCGAUGUAGCAAGACGCAAAGCUAUCACUGUACUGAUCAUCUGGGCCUUAGUUUCAAACCGUGGAAAGCUGGCAAUAGUUUUAUGGCGUCAUGUUGACCAACCUAUAAUGGUGGCCCUUGCUUCAUCCUUGAUUUUAGAUAAAAUACAAACUUAUGUUAUUGAAGGGAAGAUGAAGGAAGGAAUCAUAGAUUUAAGUCGAAGAUUUGCUGACAUGGCCUUUGGUGUAUUUGAUCUCUGUUACAGCGAAAUGCCUUCAAAAGCAUAUGAAUCCUUAAGCAAGAAAACUACAGAAUGGGCUGGUCAUUCCAUUAUAGACAUGGCUGCUCUUUCUCAAAACAGAAAUUUUGUUGCUCAUCCUUGUUGCCAGAAAUGGCUUACAAAUAAAUUUAUGGGUAAUAUAAAAAUACGUGAACUGUCUUGGGGAUUUGUAACAUUUCCUGUAUACAUUAAGGUGAUAUUAUGUUCAUUUCUGGUAUUUCCAAUGUAUUUAUGGGUGCGUUUCAAAGACACUUUAGUUCAGGAAUUUAUUGGAGCAGAUGAAUAUGAAGAAAGUGCUCCUUUUCAUAUGCCACAGGAGACAAAAGAGCGAAGGAAAAGCGUACCCCAAGAAGAAGCUGGUCGAACUCACCUUUUAAAGUACCACUAUCCUCCUCUGUGGCAAAUGAUUUAUUGGAUGUGGAGUGCUCCUAUAACAAAAUUUUGGGUUUCACAUAUGCUCUAUAUUGUAUAUUUGGGGAUUUUUAGUUUAGCUGUCAUUUGGACAUCUUGUGGCAAUAAAUAUCUAGAUAUUUUAAUUUGUGUUUGGACAAGCUUAAUUGCUGUGGAUUCAUCUUAUCGAAUUUAUGCUUUAAUUCAGGCAUUUCCAAACACACCAGUAUUUGCUUCAUGUCUUGAAGUGUUAUACAUGAUCCUUUUUGUUAUUUUUUAUGUUGCACUACGUCUUCUAAAUAUAAAAGGAUUUCAGGAUCCUUAUGCUGGUAAAAUACUGCUGUGUGCCGGAUUGCUUUGUUUCUAUUAUCGUAUGAUUUUCAUCUACUUACCUAUAUCAUCAACCCUUGGGCCAUUACUUUAUAGAGUAAAGCGCAUGGUUACUGUUGAUUUUGUGAAUUUUUUAAAGCUAGUAUUCUUAAUUUUGAUUGGCAAUGGUAUCGCUAUUCAAGCAGUAUUGUAUCCUGACUAUCCUUUAGUUCCCGAAAUGGUUCGCAAGUCAUUUCAUAAAGCAUUUAUAGCAUUUUUUGCAACUCCAGUUGAAGAACUAGCUAAGAAAGAUCCUAACUGUGUAACAUGGGAGCAAAAGCCAUCGGAUGGAAUUAUGUGCAGAGUUGGAGAUUAUGUUGAUGGAACUUGUGCAACAGCUGAUGGAUUCUGGCCUUAUCUUUUCCUCUUUCAAUAUAUUCUCCUUUUAAAAUUGAUACUAAUAACUGUGUUGUUUGCUCUUUUCAAUAAUACUGGAGCUAAACUUGGACCAGAAAGUAAUUCUAUUUGGAAAUAUCAACGCUAUAAUCUAAUUGUAAACUUUUCCCUCUCAUUGCGAUUGCCUCCACCUUUGAAUAUAUUUAGUCUAAUAAUAUUAAUUUAUCGAGGCAUUUUUCAUCUGUAUAAAAAAUGCUAUGCUCUGCUUCAGUGGAAAAAGCAUCAAGAAGAAGAGUUGAGUGAUUACUCUGGUCUUUUAGCAUCUUCUGAAUACAGUUAUUUUAAGCAACUUGCAAGAGACUAUUAUGCUAAACAGGAGUAUGAGAAACAAGAAGAAGGAUACAAGAAAACUGAAUUAAAUACAAUAUCUAAAUUGGCUAAUGAUGUUGAUAUUAAAGAUGCAAUGAUGUGCACUGUCAAAAACCAAAUAAUACAGCUUGAAAGUGAUAUUCGUUACACCCAUGCUCGUCUCGAAACGUUGAAAUAUCGUGCAAAAAAGGAUGAUGAACUGACAACAAGUCUCACUGUUCACAUACUUUCCCGUGAAUCACCAUAUCCAAGAACCAAAAUUCAACGUUUCCCAGUGCCUGAUAAAUAUGUUCCAUGGGAAGUCAUGUGGCUACAUUAUGAACCACCUACUUACACCAUGCCAAAAAGUGAUUUUCCAAGACAAGUACGUCCUUAUGUAGAUGACGACAUUCUUUCAAUGAAGAAAAAUGGUGUUAAAAGAGCAGAGAUACCAAAUUACCUAUGGAAUACAGAAUCUGAGGACAGCAGUGGAAUAUAUAGAGAAAUCGCAAAUCAUGGAUAAUUGAUAACAAACAACAGGAAAUCACAUAUAGAUUAGAUGCAGAUGAUCUACCAUGCAAUCCAAUGGGAAGAACAGGAUUGCGUGGUAAAGGGGCACUGCCUAGAUGGGGACCAAACCAUAAUAUUUUUGCUAUCAUUACCAGGUAAGCAAAGUCAGAUUUUUCUAUUUAGAAUCAUAAAAAUUCAUAGCUUGUUGUAAAAGUGAUUGCAAAACUGUAC
Messenger RNA from Stegodyphus dumicola, 4178 nucleotides. RefSeq names its product transient receptor potential cation channel subfamily M member 2-like. Gene Ontology annotation, cellular component: plasma membrane. Gene Ontology annotation, biological process: monoatomic cation transmembrane transport; metal ion transport. Gene Ontology annotation, molecular function: monoatomic cation channel activity. The record is from RefSeq and is a predicted model, not a curated record. NCBI's taxonomy places the organism in Eukaryota, Metazoa, Arthropoda, Arachnida, Araneae, Eresidae.